Messenger RNA from Baudoinia panamericana UAMH 10762, 1771 nucleotides. RefSeq lists its product as uncharacterized. Gene Ontology annotation, cellular component: membrane. The record is from RefSeq and is a predicted model, not a curated record. Lineage: Eukaryota; Fungi; Ascomycota; Dothideomycetes; Mycosphaerellales; Teratosphaeriaceae. Gene Ontology annotation, molecular function: transmembrane transporter activity. The transcript is spliced from 3 exons. Gene Ontology annotation, biological process: transmembrane transport. The coding region runs from base 110 to 1636 and encodes 508 amino acids.
GGCAUGGAUCGGCCAGCGCCGAUCACUGUGGUUAACGACUGCGUUACAUUUCCUCGAAGUCUGAACAGGAUUCAGCUUUCUUCGUCGAUACGUUGAUACAGAGCAGACAAUGGCAGGCACGAAGGAGCUUCCCGCCAUCGAGACUAAGUUACCGUCUGACGAGCUACAACGAACCACAUCUAUAACCCUGGACGGUCAUGGCAAUACUAUCAUCACCCGAAAGGAUGGCGAGACGUUCGAGAUCUCCGAGAAGGCAGAACGUGCUCUGCUCUGGAAGUUUGACCUCAGGAUCCUGCCUCUGCUGGCAUGCAUGUACCUGUUCAACGCUCUCGACAAGUCGAACCUGGGCAACGCAAAGACGGCGGGUCUGGAAAAAGACCUAGGGAUGGCAGGCACGAACAAGUACAACAUACUCCUCAGCAUCUUCUUCAUUCCAUAUGUCCUCACGGCUCCGUUUCUCGGAAUCCUUGGCAAGAUGUACGGCCCAAGCAGGGUGCUUCCAUGCAUGAUGUUCACCUUUGGAACGAUGACGCUGCUUACUGUCGCGGCGUACAACUUCAGCGGCCUGCUUGCCUUGCGCUGGUUUCUGGGUAUGGCUGAAAGCGCCUUCUUUCCAUUGGUCAUCUAUUACCAAACACAGUUCUAUCGCCGUGGCGAGCUGGCCCGGCGUCUUGCAAUCUUCUAUGCAGCAUCCAACAUUGCUUACGCUUUCGGCGGACUACUCGCGUUUGGCGUGUUCCACAUUAAGCGAGGCGUCCUACCUAGUUGGAAGUAUCUCUUUGUCAUUGAAGGUUCGCUGUCGAUGGCAAUGGCGGUUGUAGCCUUCAUCUUCCUCCCGCGAUCUGCUGCAUCUGCGUGGUUUCUGAGUCCUGAGGAGAAGAAGCUGGCAUUCUACCGCAUUCAGAUCGACUCGUCUGCCAUUGUCGAAGAGAAGUUCGAGCUUCGUGAAGCGGCAAAGAUUCUGAACCAUUGGACGAGCUGGCUCAUCCUAGCCAUCGAAAUGUGCUUGGGCAUUCCGCUGCAGUCAGUAUCUCUGUUCCUACCGCAAAUCGUUGCUCGGUUGGGCUACAGCACAGUCAAGACAAACCUCUACACGGUAGCGCCUAACAUCACUGGAGCUGCAAUGCUGCUUGUCCUUGCCUUCGCAUCGGACUAUUCUCGGUGGCGCUUUCCAUUUAUCGCUCUUGGCUUCCUUUUCACCUUCUGCGGGAUGAUCAUCUACGCCAGCAUCGACGUGCUGCACGAGAAGACGGUGGCGUACUUUGCCUGCUUCAUGAUGACCUGGGGCACGUCAGCGCCAUCGGUGCUGUUGGACGUGUGGUACAAUAACAACAUUGCGGAUGAGAAUCGUCGACUCCUGCUGACCAGUAUUGGCGUGCCGGUUGCGAAUGUCAUGGGUGUCGUUUCUUCCAACAUCUUUCGCAACCGGGAUGCGCCGCAAUACAUCCCAGCACUGUCUACAACUGCGGCGUUCGGUGCGCUUGGCCUUGUGCUGACGCUGGUAUUGGGCGGAUACAUGAUCAUCGACAAUGGUCGCCGCGAUCGUAAACAAGGCCGCAGACUGCGGGCGCGCGAUGUCCCCACCGAGCUUCUCCGAGAUGGUCCCGCCUGCGAUGACUUCCGGUGGUUUUACUAAGGUGUUUGUGUUUGGCGACGCUCAAGGCUGUCGGGUGGUAGAUACUGACACUGUACUGUGGCGUAAAGAUGGCAACUGGUUGAGACAGUGCGUUCUUGGUAGAGUAGGCAUAGAUAGCGGCGUUUCCAGAUCCUG